AUGACAUCUCCCAGGAGAAUGAUUGAGAGUCUUUUAGGGCCAAAAGAAAAACUUUGUGUUGGAGCAUGGAAUGUUCGCACAAUGUUUGAAACAUCAAAGACAGCGCAGGUUGCCGAUGAAAUGCAGAGAUAUGGACUUGACAUUCUAGGAGUGAGUGAAUGUCGCUGGUUAAAAUCAGGAAAGAUGAGAGUGAACAGUGGCCAUACCAUCUUAUAUUCAGGACAUGAUGACAAACAUCAAAGUGGAGUGGCAAUAAUGAUAAGCAAAGAAAAGAUCAAAACACUACUUGAGUGGGAGCCAAUCAAUGACCGUUUAAUUAGAGCACGUUUCAACUCCAAGUACUGUAAACUUACAAUCAUACAGUGCUAUGCACCAACGAAUGAUGUGGAAGAAGAAAUUAAAGAUGACUUCUACGAACAACUUCAGAUGGUCGUAUCUAAGGUUCCUCAGCACGACAUGCUGUUGAUGAUGGGCGAUCUGAAUGCAAAAGUGGGUGCUGACAACACUGACUGCGAAAGAUCAAUGGGCAAACAUGGUUGUGGAAUACGCAAUGAUAAUGGAGAACGCCUUGUUGACUUCUGCCUUAACAACAACCUGAUGAUAGGGGGAACCAUAUUCCCCCACAAGGAUAUACAUAAGUUAACUUGGAAAUCUCCAGAUGGUAGAACAACAAACCAGAUCGACCAUAUGAUAAUAAACAAUAAGUGGCGUAGAUCAUUAUAUGAUGUUAAAGUAUACAGAGGUGCGGAUGUCAACAGUGACCACUACCUGUUGAAAGCUACCAUCAAACUGAAACUACGCAGAGAUCACCAACAGCAAGGAAUGAAAAGGAAAUUUGACAUAGAUAAAUUAAAAAUCCCAAAUAUUAAUAAGGCGUUCAAUCUGGAAUUAAAAAACAGAUUUAAAGCACUUGAAAACAACCCUGAUGAUCAAGAUAACAUUCAAGGAAAGUGGGACACCAUCAAAGAAACAUAUGUUGAAACAGCUGCAAAAACUUUGGGUUAUAGAACAAAAAAGAAUAAGGAAUGGCUAACAUCAGACACAUGGGAAAGAAUAAGUGAAAGGAAGAAACUGAAACAAAAAAUCAUAAGCACAAAGUCGACCAGAUUACAAGAACAAAUGCAAAUUUCAUAUAGAGAAAAAGACAAAGAAGUGAAAAGAAGUGCAAGAAAAGACAGCAGAAUGCACCUUGACAAUCUUGCAAAAAGAGCAGAACAUGCAGCUUCUCAUGGAGAAAUGAGCGUUGUGUAUAAGAUAACUAAACAGCUAUGUGGUAAAAAUACAACCCAACCAGCUCUUGUGAAGGACAAAGAUGGCCACCCACUAUCGACAGAUCAUGAACAGGCCAAAAGGUGGGUCCAGUAUUUUCAAGAGGUAUUAAAUUGCCCAGAACCUGAUGAACCUACUACUCCUGUACCUGCUGAGGAAGACCUGGAAAUAGACCUCGAAUCACCGACAUUGGAGGAAGUUAAAAAAUUCUAUAAAAAAUCUUUAAAAUGGGAAAUCACCUGGCAUUGA
Molecule: messenger RNA, 1518 nt
Organism: Ostrea edulis (European flat oyster)
Lineage: Eukaryota; Metazoa; Mollusca; Bivalvia; Ostreida; Ostreidae
Exons: 1
Coding region: 1-1518 (505 amino acids)
Biological process (GO): chromatin remodeling
Cellular component (GO): nucleus
Molecular function (GO): catalytic activity
Source: RefSeq, a predicted model, not a curated record